AAAAUAUUCCAUUUUCCGUAGAAUAAAGACGUUUCAGUCAAGUCUGGUCUUGAUACGAUUUGCAUCUCUUGCCCAUUCCUACAGAGACGAAGGAUUUACUGGAUUUAUUUAUUUAGAUUUUUGGCUCAUUUCUGUUCUUCUCCUAACCAGAGCAGUUGAAUGUUUAGUUUGAUUUGGGGCAUGGUUGGUAAGGAAGGCUCCUAUGGCCUCCUCAGCACCACCUGCAGGUCCGGCUAAUUCUGGUGGUGGUGAUCAGGAAUCAAACCACUUACCUAGCAGCUCUGACUCCCCAGUGUCACCUCCACUCAGUGAAACUCCUCCAUUUUCUCGGCACAGUUUCAGUGGUGCUGUAAAGCGUAGUGACGGCACUGAGGGCCCAGUGUCUUCCAGAUUGAGACACUUGCCAGGAAGAUACCUCUCAACUUCUCAGUUACCAGUUGCCACACCACCUAGUCCUCUGAACCCCAGAAGGCACUCGAGUGGUCCUCAAAAGCAUCUGAGACACAGUCUACCUCUAGCUCAGACUAGUACUGGUGUGGAAAAGAAUCACGCCAAAACACCUUAUGAGCGGAGAAGUCCUAGUGUUCCCACCCCUAGAUCGACCUCUCAUCAUCCUCCUACGCCAGCAGCCACACCAGGCUCACCAGCAGUUCUCACUCCAACCUCAACAGUAGCUAGUUCCUCGGCUGGAACUAGUGGUGUCACGCCGCCCGUGAGGCAGCGUAAACGGAGAAAUAACGAAUCGACGGAAGCUGGGCCUUCUUCUUCCGCAGGAGUAUCAACAACUCCGUCAACCAGUCGAACCCGUUCCGGCCAACCGGCCAGCAACGGUAGCAAAAGUAGCCUGCACUGCAGUCCGACCAAAAAGGCGAGACUGCAAACGGGCAAAGAAGCUUCACAUCAAGCCGUAUCACCACAAGCCCAGCAGCUUCAUUCACGAGCAAACAUAGGGGCUGGACACAGUCAUUGUUUGGGAGGGUCGACGUCGGCCGGUGUAGCAGGAGGAGGCGCUGAGGUCACAGCUGGAGAAGGAGAACAGCAACAACAGCGCUUGCCUCAAUUACGUCACCCGCGACAACCGGCCAACACGGGGUCCUGCGCCAGCAACAGCCGGCGAGCCUCGAGGUCCGGCAAAGUGCCACUCAGUACCAGCGGCAGUGGAGCCAGCGGAGUGGGAGGCGGUGGCGGCGGCGGCGGCGGCGGUACCAGUAGCGGAAUCGCGGGUGUCGGCGGCGUCGGCGCACCUGCGUCGGCUGCCAACACCACCGGAUCGGUUUCGGGUACAGCCGGAUUAUUAGUAGCAGGGGCGGGUGCUGUGAUGGAUGGCGGAACUCCUGGAGGACCGUCAUCGGCUAGCGGAUCGCACGCCUCGGCUACUUCCUCGUCUUCGUCGUCCGCUCCUGCGCCAGUCGGUGGAGCGAAUGUUGUCCCUCCCGACGGAGCUUCCGGCUUGCUGAACCUGCCACCAGGUCACGCUGCCAAUCUUCUUUUGGGAGCUGGCGGAGCCGUUGGUGCUGGAGCUGGAACAGGUGAUUCCGAGAGUGACGAUAGUGAAAUGGGUCGACUCCAGGCGCUGCUGGAAGCACGCGGGCUUCCGCCGCAUCUCUUCGGCGCUCUGGCCCCGCGGAUGCAGCACAUUCUUCACCGCUCCAUGGGAUCCAAUUCGACCAUCUCGAAAGCUCAACAGCUGAUUGCCGCCGUGCAAAACAAUGCCGACGAAAGUCAACAGCUGCAGGCGGCCAUCGAGAUGUGCCAGCUGUUGGUGAUGGGCAAUGAAGACACGUUGGCCGGAUUUCCCGUCCGCCAAGCCGUACCCGCCCUUAUCCAUUUGCUCCACAUGGAACACAAUUUCGACAUGAUGAAUCACGCCUGCCGGGCAUUGACUUAUAUGAUGGAGGCGCUUCCUCGCUCGUCGGCCGUCGUCGUCGACGCCGUGCCGGCCUUCCUCGAGAAACUGCAGGUUAUUCAGUGCAUGGACGUGGCCGAGCAGAGCUUGACGGCUCUGGAGAUGCUGUCGCGCCGGCACGCCAAGUCCAUCCUGCAGGCCCGCGGAGUUUCGGCUUGCCUCAUGUACCUGGACUUUUUCGGCAUUAACGCCCAGCGAGCCGCACUCUCCAUCACGGCCAACUGCUGCCAAAACCUUCACACCGACGAGCUGCACUUCGUCUCGGGAUCGCUGUCCGCUCUGGCUUCGAGGUUGACCCAGCACGACAAGAAGAGCGUCGAAAGCAUCUGCAUCGCCUUCAGCCGAUUGGUGGACAGUUUCCACAACGAAUCGGAGCGACUGCAGGAGAUUGCCAGCACGGAAUUGCUGGCCAACUUGCAACAGUUGCUGGUCAUCAUGCCGCCAGUCCUCUCUAGUGCAACAUUUAUCAUGGUCGUGAGGAUGCUCUCCAUCAUGUGCGCCCACUGUCCGGAACUGGCCGUCAAGCUCCUGAAACAGAACAUUGCCCACACGCUGUGCUUGCUGCUGACGGGGCCUUCGGGGGCAGUUGCCAGCGCCAACACGUCGGCCUCCACCGCCGGCGAGAAAGCGACCGGAGCUUCCUCGACGACUCCAUCGCCGGCCAAAGAGCACCACCAUCAACAGGAUCAUGAAGUGGAAUUGGUGGCCCGCAGUCCGCAGGAAUUGUACGAGAUCACGUCGCUUAUUGGCGAAUUGAUGCCGCGUCUGCCGACGGACGGCUUCUUCGCCGUCGACGUCUGGCUGACCAAGCCCAGCACGGUCCAUUACGACGCGGUGCAGUGGCAGUGGCGCGAUGACCGCGGGUCGUGGCACGCUUAUUCGGCCAUCGAUUCGCGGAUGGUGGAAGCCGCCCACCAAUCGGGCGAGGAUGAGAUCAGCCUGUCCACCAUGGGUCGCACCUACACCCUGGACUUUCAUUCUAUGCAGCAGAUAAACGAAGAGACGGGCACGACGCGGCCCGUUCAGCGUAAAAUGAACAAUGCCAGCGGCUCCAGUGGUUUGGGCGGAGGCUCGGUUGGUCUGGGAGUCAAACAGAGUGAUUCCAGGAUCGAGUGUCUCCAGGAAGAAACGGAACUGGCCACGCAGUUUAUCCGCUCGCUCUUUUCUCUUCUCUACGAAGUGUACAGCAGCUCAGCUGGACCGGCCGUUCGUCACAAGUGCCUGCGCGCUCUAUUGCGGAUGCUAUAUUACGCUUCGCCCGAACUGCUGCGCGAUGUUUUAAAGAGUCAGAGCGUGGCCAGUCACUUGGCCGGCAUGCUCUCGUCGCAGGAUCUCAAGAUCGUCGUCGGUGCCACUCAAAUGGCCCACAUUCUCAUGCAGAAGCUACCGGACGUCUUUGGCGUUCACUUUAGACGCGAGGGAGUCAUGCACCAAGUCCAGCGAUUAGUGGCCGAACCGGCGGAAUCGCCUUCGUCCACCGCAACAACGCCAGCAGCCAUCCCCAUCACUCCGUUUCAGGGUGAUAUUUCAAACGGAACGGUGGCGUCCUCAACUCCGGUAACGGACCAGUGUUCAUUAGGAAACGGCGCUAGUGGCUCCAGUGGGACCACUCUAGUGGCUAGCAGCCCGGAACGGAUUGCUUCAGUGGGCGCAAGUGCGACUUCUACUACCGGCAAUGAGACCGGAGAAUCUGCGGUGACCCUAGCGAAUUCAAUUGCGGCUGUUUCCACAGUGGCGUCUAGUCCCAUGAAACUGAGCGACGUUUUGAAACGUAAACGCGGGGCGAAACGUGGUGCUGUCGGUGCCCGCAAAUCGAGGACCUAUGCGGAAGAGACGCCGUCGUCAGCUGGACCGGCUGGUUGCAGCAUGGAUGGUCACGAUUAUUUGAAGAGUGGUGCUAGCGCCAGUAGUAGCAGCAGUGCCGGAAGCACUGGUGGAGCCCGAUCCAAGUUUGGUUUCGCCAUGGCCGGCCACAGCGGUGGUGGGGCAAGUAACAACGGGACGCCGACGUCAGCCAUCAGCGGAAGUGCAGCCAAAGCCACGAGCUUCCUUGCCAACCUCAAUCCUGCUCGCUGGGGACGCUCUCAUCAUCACAACCAGGCGUCGAGUUCCGGCAGCCCCAACGCCGCCUGUUCCUCGUCGUCUCCCAGCCUUUUGCCUAAUGUGCCCAAAUCGAUGAGCAACCCGCAACUGGCCGGCAACCGUGAAAAGAUCAAGACUUGGAUUCGCGAUCAAGCCACUCUUUUCCUAUCCACUUAUUUCAGUCCGGCUGCAUCGGAGGCUGGCGAGGCUGGCAAUGGCCAAUCCGGUGAAGGGUCGGGUGGACCCACUUCUGGUCUCAGUGUCUUGUCGGAAUUGACGCGACUGGUUCAACGUCUUGAAGCCGAACCGCUGCUGGCCAAAGAAACAUUGGAGCAGAUUCGUGCCAUCGUGGCUGAUUCCGAUGUCUCUUCGUUUGAAAUUCUCCACAGCGGACUGGUCCAGUCUCUUCUCAAGUACCUUACUGCGGACGGAAUCGACCGCACGGAUCGAUUGCGGCUCUUCCUCCAGGAAUUUCUCCGUGUUUCGCCCACCAGCGAAUUUCCCACGUCAGAGGCGGCGACCCAUUUGCUGGCGUUGACGCACAAACUGAGCGGCUGUGUUAAUCAACUCGAGCAGUUUCCCGUACGAGUCCACGAUUUGCCUGCUCCGGCCGGCACCUCUGGCGCUUCCGGCGGCUAUUUCCGAUCCGGAACGUCGGCUUUGCGCUUCUUUAAUACGCACCAGCUCAAGUGCAACUUACAGCGGCAUCCGUCCUGCAACAAUGUCAAGCAGUGGAAAGGCGGCACCGUCAAAAUCGAUCCACUCGCUCUGGUACAGGCCAUCGAAAAGUAUUUGGUGAUCCGCGGCUAUGGCCGCAUCCGGGACAAGGACCUGGCCGAUAGCGACGACGAUAACAGCGAAGAUGACGUGGACGACAGUCUUGCCACCGUUUUGAUGAAUCAGGGAAAUAGCGUUCGUCACAAGCUCCAAUUUCUGGUCAAUGAUCACGUGAUCCCCUACAACAUGACAGUCUAUCAAGCCAUCCGGCAGUUCAGCAUGGAUCAGUCAGAGACGGACACGGAUUCUGAAACUCCAAUGGGUCAUGCGUCCAUCUGGGUUCAGACGCACACCAUCUUUUACCGUCCCGUGCCCGAUAACGAUCCUUGCAAUUACGCCAGUCCCAAUGCGGCCAAAAAUACCGGUGCACCAAAUGUCCUGUUGCCGUGUGGAUCCGCUUCCGGAACGCGUAAAGGCAAGGGAGCAAACGGCAAAAGUUCGAACAAAAAGAAAGGCGACGAUCUGUGGAUAGACGGAGUUGCUCCAGAAGUGAAUUCCCCCAUAGUGCCAUUUUUGACCAUGCGGAUGCCAGAGUAUGUGACGGUGGACGACCCGUCGUUGGAGGUUCUCAACCUGUUGCGCAUUGUCCACUCCCUCAACCGUCAUUGGGGAUUCCUCUACAACCUGGUCGACUACAAGCCCAUUUUGUCGAAUCCUGACCUAAUUAACAUGAAACUCACUGCCAAAGCAAAUCGUCAAUUGCAGGACCCACUAGUGAUAAUGACGGGCAACUUGCCACCGUGGCUGGCACAAAUCGCUACGGCAUGCCCGUUUCUGUUUCCUUUUGAAACUCGGCACCUGCUCUUUUACGCUACGGCAUUCGACCGUGACCGGGCUCUUCAGCGGCUGAUGGACUCUGCUCCUGAAUUAAUGAGCGGCGGCGACAGCAGCGAGCGCGUCACGCCCCGGCUCGACAGGCGGAAACGCACAGUGUCGCGUGAAGACAUCCUAAAACAGGCAGAGCAAGUCAUGCAGGACAUGGCUUCGUCUAGAGCCCUUCUCGAAAUUCAAUACGAAAAUGAGGUCGGAACUGGACUCGGUCCGACGCUCGAGUUUUAUGCACUGGUGUCGCGCGAGUUGCAGCGCUUUGAUCUGGAACUGUGGCGCGGGGAAGCUGUUUCGGCAGCCCUCGGCGCCGGAUCGCAUGGCUCUUCGUUGCCAUCUCCUUCUUCCUCGGCGGAAGAACCGUCCAAAGCGCGGACAAGUCCUGCUUCGGUCGCCGGAUCCACUACCGUCGACUACGUCCACAAUCAGUAUGGCCUCUUUCCUUCACCGUGCUCGCGCAGUCUUAAGGCCGGACCACUGGCCAAGAUUCGCUCCAAAUUUCGCUUCGUCGGAAAGUUUAUCGCUAAAGCGAUUAUGGAUUCAAGAAUGUUGGAUUUGCCGUUCAGUCCGGUGUUUUUCCGCUGGUUACUUGGUCAGGAGAGGUUCCUGACAGGUUCGGACAUGGUGCAAUUGGAUCCCGUUUUGGCACGGACGUAUAAAUCACUGAUGCGCAUCGUCGACGAGAAAAAGUGCAUCGACCAGGACCCGUCCCUUACGCCGGCCCAACGACAGGCAGCAAUCCAGGCGCUCAAUCUCGACGGCUGUCCCGUCGUCGAUCUCGGUCUGGACUUUACCCUGCCUGGUUCGUCGACUGUCGAACUGCGUAAAGGCGGCAAAGAUCAACCUGUCACCAUCAAUAAUUUGGAACAAUACCUCAAGUUACUGUCUCACUGGAUCCUUGUGGAGGGUGUAUCUCGGCAAAUGGAAUCCUUGCGCGAAGGCUUUGAAUCUGUGUUUCCGCUUCAUCAUCUCUCCCUUUUCUACCCGGAAGAAAUGGAUCUCCUCCUCUGCGGGGCUUCCCAAAGUACUAAUGAAGGUGCUUGGGAGGUACAAAAUUUAUUGGAUGCCUGGAAGCCUGAUCACGGUUUCACAUUGGAGUCGAAAGCUAUUCGAAAUCUGGCCGAGAUUCUCUCGUCCUACACCAAGGAAGAGCAACGCCUUUUCUUGCAAUUUGUCUCAGGAUCCCCUCGUCUCCCGGUCGGAGGUUUCAAGAGUUUGUCUCCUCCCUUGACGGUGGUACGGAAAACGUUAGAGCCAAAUCAGAGUCCAGAUGAUUUCCUUCCGUCUGUGAUGACGUGCGUCAACUAUUUGAAGCUACCCGAGUACAGCAGUCUGGAGAUUAUGCGUCAAAAGCUGUCGGUUGCCGUCCGCGAGGGCCAGCACUCGUUUCAUCUUUCUUAAAAAUAAAAACAGCAUCAAUAUCCUUUCGAAACAGACAGAGGAGACGGCCAAAAUUUCCCCUCCUUCCCUCCUUUAUUUUCAUUUAGUUAUUGGUUUCCUUAAUUUUUCCAUUUGUUUCCUUAACAAAAGCGCGACGUGAAACGAACGAACAUUUUUGUAUCUGUGUUCAUCUGUUUGCGCUUUUCUCUCUUUAAUUGCCGUGAAAGAAAAAAAGAAAAGAAAAAAAAAAAAGAAAUUGUUCCUGCUGGACCGCUCUUCUCUGCUCUCCAGGCUCCUCCCUUUCUCACCCCUUCCCUUUCACCUAGCACCAUCUAUAUUAGAUUGAAAGAAAUGAAUGAAACCAAUAAGCAAUGUGUGAGGAAUGUCUGUUACGUGUUUGUGUCGAGUGAAAGCGCCUAAUAUGCGAAUGUUAGUUAAGUGCGUCCACGUGUAACACUAGAUGUAAGACUCAGUGUCUGAUGUCCCUUAAACCCCCCCUCCCCGUAAACUUUGCUAAUUCCUCUUUUGCGAAAAAAUGCUUCUAUCUAUUUGUUUGUUGAUUCGUCCCAUCUCUUUUUUUUUCCUUCUUCCUUUCUUCAUUUUAUCUCCCCACUCUCUUUCGUCAGUCAAGGUGGCAAGACGACACACAGAUUGAAAACAGUUAAAAUGUCAUGCUGAUGAGUUAGCACGCGGAGAGCCGCGCUCGCCCACCGUGUGUGUCAGAACCGAAAUGAAGAUGACUAAGAAAGAGGAAUGCUUUUGAUUCCUUUCGUAAUAAACAAGGCCUUUUCCUCCCUCGUCCCUCCACACAGAGAAUGGGCUAUCUUUAUUUCGUACGGAUAGUGCCGGAAACAUCAAAAACAGAGAAAGUUUUGGAAAUUGGAGGAAAACUUUGGAUAGCCUUGUGCCUGCUGUGAAAUCCGGAAAUGGAACCAAUAGUUUUGUAAUUCGUGUCGGAAGUUUAGUGGGUUUAUUUCUUUGUUUUUUUUCUUCCCCCUCCCCCGUAAUACUGAUAGCAAAAACAAGCUGGCAUUUCACGUCUCUGUCGAUGAUUUUACUUGCUGAUUUGCUUACCGUCAUCAUCUAACCUGUUUCCCCAAUAUGUGCCCUCUACUCCUUGAUUGCAGAUUUUUUUUUCCUGAUCCUCUCUAUCCAAAGACUUUGCUUUCCCCUAAUUCUGAAUAUUUUUUUUUUUAUAAUUUUCAUUUUUUUUUCUUCUUCCCUCAUCUCGCUCUUUCCUUUGUUUCUUUCUUUUUUUUUUGUUUUUUUUUCUAUUGAUAAAUAUUUUCGUGUUUUUUUGGCGUAUGGCGUAGUUUAAAAUAAUACACUUUUGAACAUCUA
Molecule: messenger RNA, 8311 nt
Organism: Daphnia pulex (common water flea)
Lineage: Eukaryota; Metazoa; Arthropoda; Branchiopoda; Diplostraca; Daphniidae
Gene: ctrip
Product: E3 ubiquitin-protein ligase TRIP12-like
Exons: 19
Coding region: 203-6991 (2262 amino acids)
Biological process (GO): protein polyubiquitination; DNA damage response; proteasome-mediated ubiquitin-dependent protein catabolic process
Cellular component (GO): nuclear speck
Molecular function (GO): ubiquitin protein ligase activity; zinc ion binding
Source: RefSeq, a predicted model, not a curated record